Messenger RNA from Mytilinidion resinicola, 1925 nucleotides. RefSeq names its product TIP49-domain-containing protein. Bases 153 to 1541 code for a protein of 462 amino acids. The record is from RefSeq and is a predicted model, not a curated record. Gene Ontology annotation, cellular component: Ino80 complex; NuA4 histone acetyltransferase complex; Swr1 complex. Gene Ontology annotation, biological process: box C/D snoRNP assembly; regulation of transcription by RNA polymerase II; chromatin remodeling. Lineage: Eukaryota; Fungi; Ascomycota; Dothideomycetes; Mytilinidiales; Mytilinidiaceae. Gene Ontology annotation, molecular function: DNA helicase activity; ATP hydrolysis activity; ATP binding. The transcript has 4 exons.
CCAACCACUCUCGCGAUCCCAACUGAGUCUACCCCGCCGCCGCCGCUUGAUAGGUCUGCGACCGCAUUGCUUCGCCUCCUCAUACGCAUUGCCCCCGUGCGCGCCUGCAACCUACUCUCCUCGCAAAAACAUCCUUCCGAUCGCAACCCAUCAUGGCACCCGUUCAGAUCAGCGAGGUUAAGGGCAAUAAUUCGCGCGAGAACAGAACUGCCGCGCACUCCCACAUCAAAGGACUAGGCUUACGACCUGAUGGCCGCGCCGAUCAGACCAGCGGGGGCUUUAUUGGGCAGACUGCUGCGCGAGAGGCAUGCGGCGUAGUAGUCGACCUCGUCCGCGCGAAGAAAAUGUCUGGCCGCGCCGUGCUCCUCGCGGGUGGCCCUGGUACAGGGAAAACAGCGCUCGCGCUUGCUGUGAGCCAGGAGCUGGGUACCAAGGUGCCGUUUUGCCCGAUUGUGGGGAGCGAGAUAUACUCUGCCGAAGUUAAGAAGACGGAGGCGUUGAUGGAGAAUUUUAGACGCGCGAUAGGCCUCCGCGUCCGCGAAACAAAAGAAGUCUACGAAGGCGAAGUCACAGAACUGACGCCCGAAGAGGCCGAAAACCCGCUGGGUGGCUACGGCCGCACCAUCUCGCACCUGCUCAUCACGAUGAAGUCCGCGCGCGGUACCAAGAAGCUACGGCUCGAUCCGUCAAUCUACGAAGCCAUACAGAAAGAGCGUGUGCGGCUAGGCGACGUCAUCUACAUCGAGGCCAACACCGGAGCUGUUAAGCGCGUGGGACGGUCAGAUGCGUAUGCCACAGAAUUCGACCUCGAGGCCGAGGAAUACGUCCCUAUACCCAAGGGCGACGUGCACAAGAAGAAGGAGAUCGUGCAGGAUGUCACGCUUCACGAUCUCGAUGUCGCGAAUGCCAGGCCGCAGGGCGGACAGGACAUCAUGAGCAUGAUGGGCCAGCUGAUGAAGCCCAAGAAGACAGAAAUCACAGAGAAGCUGCGACUGGAGAUCAACAAGGUUGUCAACAAGUACAUUGACCAGGGCGUCGCAGAUCUUGUUCCGGGUGUGCUGUUUAUCGACGAGGUCCACAUGCUCGACCUCGAAUCUUUCACCUACCUCAACCGCGCCCUCGAAUCCCCCCUCUCCCCUCUCGUCAUCCUCGCCUCCAACCGUGGCGCCACCCGCAUCCGCGGCUCCGACUCCCUCCCCCCCAGCGCCCACGGCCUGCCCCCGGACCUCCUCGCCCGCCUCCUCAUCAUCCCAACCCACCCCUACACGCCGCCCGAAAUCCGCUCCAUCAUCCGCUCCCGCGCCCGCACCGAAGGGCUCGCCGUGUCGGAGCCCGCGCUAGAAAGAGUAGGCAAGCUGGGCGAGAGCGUAAGCUUGAGGUAUGCGCUGCAGCUGCUUGCACCGGCGAGUGUACUAGCGAAGGUGGGCGGGAAGGAAGGGGGCGUUAUUGGAGUGGAGGAGGUGGAAGAGUGCGAGAGUCUGUUCUUGGACGCGCGGAGGAGUGCAGCGGUUCUGGGGAACGGGGAGGGGUAUAUUGCUUGAGCUUGAAGCAUUAGGCACGAGUAAUAGCUUCAAGUUCUGAGUCAUGGUUUGGGAGGUUCUAGGGGGAGUUCGGUGUACUACUACCUAUCUAGAAUUCGGGAACCAAAAUGGGACUGGUGGUGCAAAAUGAACACACUUUUAAGCGUCUUUUGAGAUGGCGGAGUGCGGAAGUUGAAGUAGGCUCUCAAGUGCUUUUGGAAUGACGCUCAGCUUCGAUGAUUGGGUUUGAUGUCGGGUCUUUGGGCUAUUCGAGAUACUUCAAACUUGAUUCGCAAGGACUUUUUUGGCGUCGUUCUCGAUGUCUUUGAGAUAUUUUCGCUCACGUGACUGUGAAACGGAGGACAACAGAUGUCGAUUCUACGUGGAAAUCCUAGCUAGCUAUAC